Nelumbo nucifera (sacred lotus) is the source of this 576-nucleotide messenger RNA. The record is from RefSeq and is a predicted model, not a curated record. Lineage: Eukaryota; Viridiplantae; Streptophyta; Magnoliopsida; Proteales; Nelumbonaceae.
AUGGUGAGGGAGCUUCUGCAGUCAGGGCUGAUAAGGCCAAGCAACAACCCAUUCUCAUCACCGGUUUUGCUAGUGAAGAAGGCUGAUGGAGCUUGGUGGUUUUGCGUGGAUUACCGAACACUGAACGACAUCACUGUUAAAAACAAGUACCCCAUUCCUGUGAUUGAUGAAUUAUUAGAUGAGCUCCACGGGACCAAAUUCUACUCCAAACUGGAUCUACGGUCGAGGUACCAUCAGAUUCGGGUACAAGAAGAAGACGUUUCUAAGACGGCUUUCCGGACACAUGAAAGGCAUUAUGAGUUCUUAGUGAUGUCGUUCGGCUUGACCAAUGCACCUGCAACUUUUCAAAGCCUCAUGAACGACCUCUUCCACCCAUACCUCCGGAAAUUUAUUUUGGUCUUCUUCAACGACAUUAUGGUUUUCAAAAUCAUGGGAAGACCACCUAUCUCAUUUGAGAAUUGUUCUAACACUAUUAUCCUCUCACAAAUUAUUUGCAAAAAUGUCAAAAUGUCAAUUUGGUGUUUUGCAAGUCGAGUACUUGGGUCAUGUGAUUUCAGAGCAAGGCAUGUCAGUUGA